This is a messenger RNA of Oppia nitens, 1392 nucleotides long. RefSeq names its product chitin deacetylase 8-like. Gene Ontology annotation, biological process: carbohydrate metabolic process. The coding region runs from base 45 to 1313 and encodes 422 amino acids. The record is from RefSeq and is a predicted model, not a curated record. Lineage: Eukaryota; Metazoa; Arthropoda; Arachnida; Sarcoptiformes; Oppiidae. The transcript is spliced from 4 exons.
UUUAUUAAUUAAUUAAUUAUUUUUGCACACAAUAACUUGCAAUUAUGAAAUUAAUUUUAUUUUUGUUCACUUUGAUUUGUAUCGCAUAUAUUGUUAAUGGCCAGGAUGAUAACGUCCAGUGCACUGUCGACAACUGUAAGGCACCGCACUGUUCAUGUUUUAGCUCAAGUGCACCGUACGGUCAUAAAACCGAUGACAUCCCACAGUUUAUUAUCAUGAGCUUCGAUGAGGCCGUACGAGAGGAGUCGGCCGACAUCUACGACCGUAUACUCAACUACACGAAUCCGAACGGCUGUCCCAUUGAGGCCACGUUUUUCGUAUCACACGUCGACACUAACUACAAGCGUGUGCACGAACUGUAUCGUAGAGGACAUGAAAUUUCUACCCAUUCUAUAACUAAGACAGUGUUGGGGGGUCAGGAGCACUGGAAAAAUCUGGAUGUCGAUGGCUGGAGGGCUGAGUUCGGUGGUAUGAAAAAGAUUCUGUCAAAGUAUGCCGACAUUCCCAUCUCAGCUAUAGUCGGCGCCCGCGCCCCGGAGCUACAAACAGCUGGAAAUGUGACAUUUACUGCGCUCAAACAGGAAGGUUUUCUAUACGAUAGCUCACAACCAUCGCGCGCUUAUUCAGCUCAUCCACUGUUUCCCUAUACUCUGGAUUUCGGCUUUCAGGCCGACUGCCAGAUCCAGCCGUGUCUGAAACCCGAUCAGAUCUAUCCGGGCUUCUGGAGCGCACCUAUGAAUGAUUGGGUCACUAAACUGCCGAUUGGCGACAAUAAAACUAUUGACGUACCCUGUGCUGAGGUGGGCUCAUGUAUAUUAUAUGAUGAAAACGGUACUUACAUCCAGAAUCCGACACCCGAAGAAUUUCUCGCCGUAUUUGAAGACAACUUCAAUCGCUUCUAUACUACAAACAGAGCUCCCUUUCCAUUAUUCUUGAGAGACGCGUGGCUGACCUAUGAUGAGAAGCGUAUCGACGCUCUCAUUGAGUUUAUCGAUAGAGUGACCAAAAAUAAAAACGUCUAUUUUGUAUCCAUCAGCGAAGUUAUCGAUUGGAUGGGACGGGGAGCUAAUAAUACUCUAUUGAAAAACUUUAAGCAAACCAAAUGCGAGAAGAAUCCGCCCAAAGACAAGUGUGGCGUUACCUCAACUGUAGGUAAGGGUAACUGUGAGUACAAACACAUCAAAGAGCUUAAAGGUAUCGACAAAUUGGUUGUCAUCUGCAAUGAUGUCGAGUGUCCGCUAAACUACCCGUGGAUUGAGUCGAAACGUAACGAAACUUUUGAUGAGGAUUUUGGUGAUGAAUAUAUCGAUUAACAUAUGUUUGAUAAUCAUAGAGAAUCUUAACUCUUUAUAUAUAUUGAUUAUACAGUACUGACUCAAUAUAUUAAUAUAU